Molecule: messenger RNA, 1017 nt
Organism: Acytostelium subglobosum LB1
Lineage: Eukaryota; Evosea; Eumycetozoa; Acytosteliales; Acytosteliaceae
Exons: 2
Cellular component (GO): membrane
Source: RefSeq, a predicted model, not a curated record
AUGUAUCAUUUAUUGCUGGCGAUGAUGUUGAUUGGUGUAAAGAGCUCGUCCGAAUCAAGAGCCGUCAUUCAAGAUGGAUACUGGCCUGUCAAACUGUUGGCACUGGCUACAUUAUCAGUAGUAUCAUUCUUUAUACCAAACAAAUUCUUCCAAUACUAUGGCUGGGUAUCUCUUGGUGGUGCCGCCUUCUUUAUCCUCAUCCAAUUGGUACUGCUCAUUGAGUUUGCCUACAGUAUCAACCAGAGAUGGGUGGAGAAGUUGGAGGACGAAGGUCACAUCACCAACAGAUACUAUGUCCUGCUCAUCGUAUUCACAUUCGGAUCAAUCAUAUUGGCAUUGGCACUAUCAAUUGUUAUGUUAGUCCUUUGGAGCAAGACAUCCCAGUUGAACCAAUUCUUCAUUGUCUUUAACAUGGCUCUAUCAUUUAUCAUUGGAGUACUAUCUAUCAAUGAAAGGAUAAGAGAACAUAGACCAUCAUCAGGACUACUACAAUCGGGUGUAGUUAUGUUCUACGCUGCUUACCUUGUAUUCAGUGCUAUAAUGAGUGAGCCAGCUAUGACUGGCGACCCAAAGACACCACAGAUAGUCAUUGGUGCUGUGUUCACUAUCAUCUCGGUCUGUUAUUCAGCCUUUAGAGCAUCAGACUCCAACGACGUACUUGGUAGAUCUGAUUCUGGAUCAAGUUACUCAAGCCUACCAACAAUCAACUCAUCAUCGGUGCAAGACGAUGACGAUGGAGAGGGUCAUAUCAUGGGUUCAGAGAUGGAUGAUGAUGAGAAAGAUGGAGUUGCCUACAACUACUCAUUCUUCCACAUAACAUUCGCUUUGGGUGCUAUGUACAUUGGUAUGCUACUCACCAAUUGGUCCACUAUCUCUGGUCUUGACAACAAUGGCAAUCUUAACGUCGACUCUGGAAUGGUAUCAGUCUGGGUCAAGAUUGUCAGUUGUUGGUGUGUCCACAUACUUUACUUCUGGACACUAGUUGGACCUACUUUGUUCCCAAAUAGAGUUUGGGAU